CGCUCUAGUCACGUGACCGCUGGACCUCUUCGACCAAAACAUCCAGGCUCCGACUGCUAGAUUGUCAACAACUGUGCAAGGGGGUCUGACCGCUAAGAACAACUUUCUCCGCGUCGACCGAGCAAACUCUGAAGCUUCUCUAAGUUAUCGCUAACCUGUCCAGCAGACAGGCCGUCUCAAUGCCUCACAGAGAACCGAAAACACCGAGGGGAUCAUGGAUGUGUACGAUUUGUUUAGCAGUUGCAGAAAGGGCGACAUUUGUAGAGUCAGAUACCUUGUUGAGCAAAGAGAUGUUGACCUCAAUGUAAGAGAUAAAUGGGAUAGCACCCCUUUGUAUUAUGCUUGUCUCUGUGGUCAUGAGGAGCUGGUCCGGUACCUGUUGGCUAGUGGUGCCAAGUGUGAAGCCAACACGUUUGAUGGCGAACGUUGUGUGUACGGCUCGUUGAAUGACUCUGUUCGGCGCCUGCUCAAAGAUUAUAAGUGUAUCAGUGUCCGCGCCAUGCAGCGGGAUGAUUUUAACUACUUUCUGCACAUGUUACUGGAGCAAGGUCAACACAGCGACGUCAAGUUCCUCGUUCAUGGGCAAACAUUUUCAGCCCACCGCUGCGUUCUCAGCGCACACUCAGAGUACUUCACUGAAAUGUUUGAGUCCAAGUGGAGAGGGAAGAACCUGAUCACCCUCAAACACCCUUUGAUCAACCCUGCAGCCUUUGGAGCCAUCCUGCAAUAUAUUUACACAGGACGUAUGGAUAUUGAUGUAAGCCUUGUAGAGGAGUGCAGACGACUUGCUAAACAGUGCAAAAUGGCAGAUCUCAUAGAGGAGCUGGAGAAUAAAUGCAAGCAGGUGUAUGAAUUUGUAUCCAACAAGCCAGGGAUCUGUGUGAAAGUUCUCAGCCUGGAGCCUCACAGCUGUCGACUCCAGGAAGAGAUGGCUCAGUUAGCAGACUGCGCACUGCCCACUGAACUAAGAGUUGGAUUUGGAGAACUUCCCUUUAACAGAGUAGACCAUUUACCCACUUAUCCUGAUGUCUGCUUCAGAGUCGAUGGUUACAAUUUCUUGUGUCAUAAGGUGUUCUUCUGUGGGCGCAGUGAUUACUUUAAAGCCUUACUGCAGGACCACUUCAGUGAGGGAGAGCAGCUACAGUCCCAGCCCAGCACCCCAGUGAUCACUCUGCACAACAUCUCCCAUGAAAUCUUCAUCCACGUCAUGUAUUACAUCUACAGUGAUGACACAGAGCUUACAAUGGAGAACGUGUUUGACGUCCUGUGCGUGGCUGACAUGUACCUGCUGCCGGGGCUGAAGCGUCUGUGUGGGAAGACGCUCGCUAAGGCUAUAUGUGAGGACAAUGUUCUGCACAUGUGGAAGACGGCCAAGCUUUUCCGUCUCUCUAGGCUGGAGGAUCACUGUGCGGAGUUCAUGGCCAAGAUCAUAGAGCGGCUGGUGGAGCAGGCCGAGUUUGCCGAGAUCAUCAAAGAAGAUGCCUCGUCACUGGAGGACAGACACGAGACUGACUCUGUCCCCCUGGUUGACGACAUCCGCUACCACAUCGCCAGCAACGUCCAGACUUACAGCGCCAUCGAGGAGGCCAAUCAGAAACUGGCUGCCUUGGAGGAGCUGCUGUCAAGCAUUAAUAUUGACUGUUGAGGGGUCGGCAGGUUGUGGAGUUUGGGGACGUAUCUGUAGUGAGAAGAAAAAGAAAAACAUAUGCUUCCGUAUGUUUGAAAGUUUAUUUUAUUUACAGUAUAUUGUACAGAAUAUAUAUUUUCAGAAGGCGCUGGUACUGAGUUUGCAGGGCAUAUUCAGAGACAUCUGUUAAUGUUUGCUGUUUGAAAGUGUCUUUGUCUGACACAGACUGAACCUCAAAACAAGAUCUUGAGUAUCAAGUAUCACGUGAAUAAGUUGUAAAGGUUCUGCAAGAUGGUGCAGAUGAUCAAGGAAUCUGUUGAUUAUACAUUUACAACAGAUUACGCUUGUAUUGCACGUGAAUUUAUUUUGUCAUAAUUUGUAGCUACUAGAAUGUAGACCAGCUGCUUAUUGAGCUCUUUUAAGUUGUAGUUUGGCCCCAGACUGUUAUAGCAUCAGCCCUCAUAUCCAACUCCAUGAAAUUUUAUUUUUAUGCUAAAUGAAAGCCAAAUGAGUCCUUGUUAUGUACUGACUCGCAAAAAAAAAGACAUUUAUUUUCAUUUCAUCCAGAAGAUAUUUUUAGCCGAUAACUCUUAAUUUAGGCCACAUAGAAUGCAAUUUUAUGAUAAAUUGCCUGCAGUUUUUAUUUUUGAUUUGAUUGGAUUUGGCGGCUGUAGUUCACCUUAACACCUUGUUAGACCUGUGACAUUCCUCCAGCAUGGUUACUUACACUUACUCCCCCUUGAGCACAUUGCUGCACUUUGUUUAACCCUAAAGUGAUAAAUCUGUUUCAUGCUGCCCUGUAUGACAGCACACCUCUCUUCUCCCACGUAUGCACAAGAAAAUAAAGCUGUUACCAAGCUAUUAGCAUGUUAAAUCCACCAUUAACACAGGGAAAUAUGGUGAUGUCAUCCAUUUCUCACCCUGCUGCUAUGAAAAAUGGAUAAAUAACUGCUCUUGUUUUGGUUAUUAAAAGCAUAGUAUGACAAGCA
This is a messenger RNA of Thunnus maccoyii (southern bluefin tuna), 2616 nucleotides long. RefSeq names its product ankyrin repeat and BTB (POZ) domain containing 1 (gene abtb1). Gene Ontology annotation, molecular function: protein binding. Gene Ontology annotation, cellular component: ubiquitin ligase complex; cytoplasm. Bases 215 to 1645 code for a protein of 476 amino acids. The record is from RefSeq and is a predicted model, not a curated record. The transcript is spliced from 12 exons. Lineage: Eukaryota; Metazoa; Chordata; Actinopteri; Scombriformes; Scombridae.